This is a messenger RNA of Letharia columbiana, 810 nucleotides long. RefSeq lists its product as uncharacterized. The coding region runs from base 1 to 810 and encodes 269 amino acids. The transcript has 3 exons. The record is from RefSeq and is a predicted model, not a curated record. Lineage: Eukaryota; Fungi; Ascomycota; Lecanoromycetes; Lecanorales; Parmeliaceae.
AUGGCAUUCUUCACGAAAUGGACUUCAGCAAAUGUACAUGUUGUUCUCUGCUUCGACGUCCCUCAGCAUCUACGCGAUGGACUUCGAAACCUUUUAUUGUCGCCGUCAACAACGCUUGACCCGUCUGAUCCUUAUUCGCUUCAUGCGAUCAUCCUUGGAGAAAUCAUCAAAGCCUUCGACGCCUCCGUCUGGUCUAUUCGAGACUUUGUGAGGAUGAUUGAAGUGAAUCGGCACGGCGUUGCCCAACAAGCAGCGAGUUUCCCUCUACUGCAUGACUUCGCGCGGCAUGCCGUUCAUGCCUCGGAAACACUUGACGUUGCAACAGAAACAACAAAAAGUAUCCUUUGCCAACACGAGUGGUUCUGCAAAGUGCCCCCUUCGGACACGAGUUCCAAUGUCUCACGGCGGACAAAUCAAGCACUCCGCUUUGAGGUUCAGACGUUGCGGAACUUAAGUGCACGAUCGAAAGCUAACGAGGCAAGACUGCGCAACGAGAUAGACUUGGCCUUCAACACCAUCACGCAGUAUGACAGCAAGGUCAUGGUAAAGAUGAGCGAAGCAGUACGGAGAGAUAGCGCAGCAAUGAGGACGAUAGCAGUCCUGACAUUGACCUUGUUGCCUGCAACUUUCGUUGCUGUGAGUGAACCAUGGUCGUUCCGCACCAGACACCGACUAAUUUCGGGUUGCCUGGAGGCUUUAUUCAGUACAAGCUUCUUUGACUUCUCUCCAGCUACCAAGACUCAGCAGGAAUCCUGGGUAGUAUCCGAGAAAUUUUGGGGUGUACUGGGCUGUCUUCUUAAUGAUGUCUAA